GUUGCCCAAGCUGGAGUGUAGUGGUGUGAUCUCAGCUCAUUGCCACCUCCACCUCCCAGGUUAAGCGAUUCUUGUGCCUCAGCCUCCUGAGUACCUAGGAUUACAAGCGUGCACCAUCAUGCCUGGCUAAUUUUUGCAUCUUUAGUAGAGAUGGGUUUUCGCCAUGUUGCCCAGGCUGGUCUUGAACUCGUUGCGGCAAGUGAUCCACCCACCUCAGCCUCCCAAAGUGCUGGGAUUACAGGCCUGAGCCACCGUACCCAGCCUCACCACUGGCUUUUGAGCAGGAGAGUAUCUUGGUAGUGAGUUUCAGAAUCAGGAGUGCAGGGCUAAGUAACAAGCACUAACUUAGCCCCCAACUGAAGCAGGGCACAGUGAGACUGGUACAAACCCAGGCUGGGAAAUAGAGGGCCUGUGGGGUAGGCAAGGCCUCCUCCUGAGCCCUGAGAACAGCCACCUGGGCUCAUAUUCAGCAUGAGGAAGGAAGAGGUUGGCGUGGCAAUCCUAGAGGUGGCUGGGAGACCUCAGAAAGGAGGGGCCUGGAAGUCAAGAUCUGGAUUGAGACCAAAGAAAACUGAAGUGCAAAGAAGGGCCAAGGUUUGCCAAGUCACCCAGAGGGAGUGUAGCCCAGGAGGCAGGACACAGGUGCACUGGUGUCUCUGCAAAGCUUUCACCGUGCAGCUAGGGUGGGGAUCUGGUUGCCCUCCAAGGAGCAGUUCCCUUCUGCUUCUGCAGAGGCCACCUGUACUACGUGGGUAGCUGUGCUUGGGCUGAGGUGGGAAGGGCCCCAGUGAGGCCAGAGAGGAGGGAGACCAUGUUAGGACCUGUCUGGUUUCUCCCUUUUGCUGCCUCUCCAUCUUUCCCCCAGGGCUGGAAGAGCACAUUCUUGAGUCACAGUUUUCCCAGAAGUCUGGAUGAGGCCUAGUCAAGAGAGAGCACCGUCUCCCUGUUACCAACACGUGCAUGUACACACACACACGCGCACACACACACACACACACACACACACACACACACACCCUACCUCUUUGCUCCCUUAGAGCUCUUCAGAGGGUAUGGUUGCUUCAGGACAGGCUUAUCCAGACCCCUGGCUCCAGGAGAAGCUGGCCAGCUUUCCAGCCCCACGUUUUCUGGGCUCUGUAGCCAGGGAGGCCCCUAUCCACCAGGCUCUGCCACUUGGCAACUCUGGGCCAGGCCCUGGUCCUCUCUGGGCUUCAGGUCCCUGAUCUGGGAACUAUGAUGGCUUCAUGGGACACUUCGGUGACUGCCGGCCUUGCCUUUUGUAAGCCUCACACUGCAAGGAGUUCUGUCAUCAUCUCCAUUCAUGGAAGGGAAACAGGCUCGGAGAGUGACCAAGUCACCCAGCCAGUAAGUGAUGGGCUUGGUACCUGAACACAGGCGGUCUGACCCAGCUCCUGCCUGAGGUCCUUGCCAUCAUCAGGACCAUCGAUGGUCAGGUCAGGCAGUGAUCAUUUUCCCUUUUCUAUUGAUGAGACAACUGAGGCCCAGAGGGGCAACAUCUCUUGCCCAAGAAUGCGGAGCUCAGUUGGGUCUCCAGCAGUGCAUAAGGCCAUGCUGCUGUGCCCUUGAGCUCCUCCACAGAGGAGCAGCCACCCCAGGAAGUGCUGCAGGCUCUUCAGGGUGAUAUCAGAGGGUGACCUGGGCAUGACCACCAGCUCAGAGGAAGCAAAGAGGCUGCUGCUAGUGAAAGAAGAAGUGAAGUGAGAGUGUGGUAUCUGGGUCUGGAGUGAAGGGAGCAGAGAGAAGCGAAGUGGGGGUGUAGGUGUGGGGCAAAGGGAGAGGCCGGUCGAAGACACCUCCCGACUUCCCCUUCUUCCUGCAGAAGCAGUAGGACAGCAGCAGAGGGAGCAGCAGAGACAGCAGCGGCAGCUUCACAGUACCUCAGCUACCCAACCAUCUUUGGGAGGCUGCAGUGUGCAGGGGGUAGUGCCCUGGACCUUGGAGGCCUGGGUUUGAGUCUCAGCUUGCCCACUGACCUGCUGUGGAAGCCCAAGCAGACUCCUUUUGUGCCGUAUUUAGUUUCCUCACCAUCAGCUGGAACCAUCCUGGAAGUCAGAUGGGACGCACACCCAGGACUCCAGCCUGGGUAACACAAUCUCGGCUCACCGCAAACUGCCUCCUGGGUUCAAGCAAUUCUCCUGCCUCAGCCUCCUGAGUAGCUGGGUGCUCCUGAGACUACAGGGCAAGAGCUAGUUCCUGGAGGAGACUCGGCACAGGGCAUGGAUCGCUGUGGUGCCAUUUUCCUGUGCCUGUGCCUUCUGAUAUUGCAGAAUGCAGCAGCAGAGCCACGGAAGGAACUGCGAAUCAUGGAGAAUAUGGAGGCGCCCAGGGCCCGGAGCUCGUUUUCUUUUCCUGGUCAACUCCACCAGCUAGAGCAGAUGCUGCUGAACACCAGCUUCCCAGGCCACAACCUGACCUUGCAGACAGCUACCAUCCAGUCUCUGGCCUUCAAGCUGAGCUGUGACUUCUCUGGCCUCUCGCUGACUAGUGCUGCUGUGAAGCAGGUGCCCCAGGCCCGCAGUCAGCAUGCCAUGCAGUUCCCCUCCGAGCUGACCCGGGACGCCUGCAAGACCCGCCCCAGGGAGCUGCGGCUCAUCUGUAUAUACUUCUCCAACGCCCACUUUUUCAAGGAUGAAAACAACUCAUCUCUGCUCAAUAACGACGUCCUCGGGGCCCAGCUGAGUCACGGGCACGUGAACAACCUCAGGGAUCCGGUGAACAUCAGCUUCUGGCACAACCAAAGCCUGGAAGGCUACACUGUGACCUGUGUCUUCUGGAAGGAGGGAGCCAGUAAGCAGCACUGGGGGGCCUGGAGCCCUGAGGGCUGUCAUACAGAGCAGCCCUCCCCCUUUCAGGUGCUCUGCCGCUGCAACCACCUCACCUACUUUGCUGUUCUCAUGCAACUCUCCCCGGCCCUGGUCCCUGCAGAGUUGCUGGCUCCUCUCACAUAUAUCUCCCUCGUCGGCUGCAGCAUCUCCAUUGUGGCCUCACUGCUCACGGUCCUACUGCACUUCCAUGCCAGGAAGCAGAGUGACUCCCUAACACGCAUCCACAUGAACCUGCACGCUUCCGUGCUGCUCCUGAACAUCACCUUCCUGCUGAGCCCCACAUUCGCCAUGUCUCCUGUGCCCGGGUCAGCGUGCACGGCGCUGGCUGCUGCCCUGCACUACGCGCUGCUCAGCUGCCUCACCUGGAUGGCCAUCGAGGGCUUCAACCUCUACCUCCUCCUUGGGCGUGUCUACAACAUCUACAUCCGCAGAUAUGUGCUUAAGCUUUGUGUGCUGGGUUGGGGGGCCCCAGCCCUCCUGGUACUGCUUCCCCUCGCUGUCAAGAGCUCAGUGUACGGACCCUGCACGAUCGCCGUCUUCGACAGCUGGGAGAAUGGCACGGGCUUCCAGAAUGUAUCCAUAUGCUGGGUGCGGAGCCCCGUGGUGCACAGUGUCCUGGUCAUGGGCUACGGUGGCCUCACGUCCCUCUUCAACCUGGUAGUGCUGGCCUGGGCGCUAUGGACCCUGCGCAGGCUGCGGGCACGGGCAGAUGCGCCAAGUGCCAGGGCCUGCCGUGACACCGUCACCGUGCUGGGCCUCACUGUGCUGCUGGGCACCACCUGGGCCUUGGCCUUCUUUUCUUUUGGCAUCUUCCUGCUGCCCCAGCUGUUCCUCUUCACCAUCUUAAACUCACUCUACGGAUCCUUCCUCUUCCUGUGGUUCUGCUCCCAGCGGUGCCGCUCAGAAGCAGAGGCCAAGGCAAAGAUAGAGGCCUUCAGCUCCUCCCAGACAACGCCGUAGUCUGGGCCUCCUGGCCUGGAACCCUCAGCCUCUCUGGCUGCCAGUAGCCUGAGGCCACAGCUCUCGCUAGAGAGGGUCACAGGUCUGCUGCAGGACUCCAGAGGCCACUGUGACCCCCAGGGGGCCUUUUCCACUUCCAUGGUCUCCCCAGGCACUGAGGGCAGGGUGUUACCCUCCCUCUCCCUGGCAUUUUGCUCUGCGCCAGGUCCAAAUCACCUGGGGCAGCAAACUUUGUCCUGGUACCUGGGCCCAGCUGGCCAGGGAUGUGGGCAGAGCACCAGCUUGGGUGUCAGGAUGCCAAGUUUCAAGGCCUGGCUUUGAUUCUGUCUAUAUGGCCUUGGGCCUGCCACUUCUCACCAACCCCAGGUAUCCACAGCUGUGACAUGGGGACAGGCGGCUUUGUUCCAGCCCAGCCCGGGAGCUUGGGGAAGAUUUCAUCGGACCCAGGUGAAGAAUGUCAGCGUGGGGUGGGAAUUCCCACGGCCACCGCCUGCUUGCUAGGGGCAGGAUCUCGGCCAGCCCGCCGUGGAAGCACCUGUUCGGCCCCGCCACUUCCUCCUGGGGAGGGCCAGAUGGCUUGUGGUGGGUGGGGCCUACCCAGCGUCUGAGAGUUUACUGGCCUAUACCUGAGGCCUCUUUUCCUUUAACUCCCUAAAUUAUGAUGACUCCAAUUCCAAGCCCACCCUUCCCAAAGAUUGGGAGGUUCAGCCUUUCACAGAGGCUCCUCCUGCAAUGCUCCCAAGACCUCCCUCCACAGACCUUUCGGAUGAGCAGCCCACCCACGGGGUUUCCUUAAGGGCGGAGGAAAACACUUCUUUCUCCUUCAGCUGAACCAGCUGGACUCCAGUGACCUGGCUACUUGGUGAUUGGGCAGGAUUGAACUUGCCCUGGCAGACAUCAGAGUGUGGGUUUUAAAUCUGAAGCUCAGGCCAAAGAGAAUCACCCUUGGCUUGCCCCAGACCUGUCAGACCCGGUGGGAGACAAAGCUCAUGAAGCCAGUGCGUUUCCCAGGACGAACACUAGGGGGCGCCAUUGGCCCAGUCGGCGGCCCUUGGCGCCAAGACUGCAUCUGGAAUCGCUCAAUCACUUGUUUGCAGAUACCACGCACCGGCCGGAGGGGCCGUAACUGCUGGACUGCGCCUGCUGAGUGACCCGCAGGAGGAAAGGAGAGACGUUUACAUGGCCAUUUGUCUCUUUUCCCAGUUCAGUGGCGCGCUGUCACUCUUGGGGGCUGCACCCCGGACAUAGCUGGCACAAGAGCAGGGCUGGGGUAGACGCUCAGGGCCCUGUGCCAGGCCAUCAGGCAGUUUUAAUGAUCUCGAAGGUCACAGGCAGAAAAUGGGAGCAGAAUUUCCCCUGGGGAAAAGUUCUCCUGGGGCAUCCUCUGCUCUUCUGUACAGUUCUAGAUGCAAAUAGUUCCUUCACCAGGCACUGGGUGGCACCGGCUCUGGAGCCAGACUGCCUGGGCUCCAGUGCCAGCUCUGCCACUUGCUAGCUGUGACUGUGGACAAGCCACUCAGCCUCUCUGUGCCUCAGUUUUCCUGUUUGUAAAAUAGAGGCCAUAGCAGUACCUAUUUUGAUGACUAAGUGAAAGAAUUCAAAUAAAGAGACUUGGCA
Molecule: messenger RNA, 5423 nt
Organism: Callithrix jacchus (white-tufted-ear marmoset)
Lineage: Eukaryota; Metazoa; Chordata; Mammalia; Primates; Cebidae
Gene: ADGRG5
Product: adhesion G protein-coupled receptor G5
Biological process (GO): cell surface receptor signaling pathway; adenylate cyclase-activating G protein-coupled receptor signaling pathway
Cellular component (GO): plasma membrane
Molecular function (GO): G protein-coupled receptor activity
Source: RefSeq, a predicted model, not a curated record